This is a messenger RNA of Histoplasma mississippiense, 1275 nucleotides long. RefSeq lists its product with no specific name. The transcript is spliced from 5 exons. NCBI's taxonomy places the organism in Eukaryota, Fungi, Ascomycota, Eurotiomycetes, Onygenales, Ajellomycetaceae. Gene Ontology annotation, cellular component: cytoplasm. Bases 1 to 1275 code for a protein of 424 amino acids. Gene Ontology annotation, molecular function: protein binding. The record is from RefSeq and is a predicted model, not a curated record.
AUGAUUGGCUGCCGUACCAGGCAUCUAUUGAUGUUCUUUUAUCAUCUAUGUGUGAAACUUGCCAUCGAAUGGAAGACAUGCUUUCGAGUCUGUGUUACAUCCCGCCACUACCCCAAUAUUUCAAUCCCAGAACAUCUUAGCCUGAACCUCGAACUCCAAGUCGGGCAGGCUUCGGGUGUAUUCAUGUGGGUUGUUCUUGUUGUGGAUAUGCUGAAUAAGGAGAAUGAUGAAGGUUGUUCUCAAAGACAACUGCAGAUAACGCUGCUAGCUAUCCCUGAUGACCUACAUAUGCUGUUUCGUAACAUGUUGACGCGGAACAAACGGAGCAACGAAAAGUUCUUGCUUUGCAUGCAAUGGUUGCUCUUUGCAAAAUAUCCCUUGUCCCCUAAAGAUUUGUACUUGGCGAUACUGUCUGGCACGAGCGAUGAGGACAUGACAACCAGGAAGACGAAUGAUGAUGUCCAGCCUGAUAGAGUAAUGAAAUAUCUUCUUAAUUGCUCCAAAGGGCUAGCCGAAGCAACCGGGUCCAGAUAUCGAACUAUGCAAUUCAUACACCACGGUAGAAAAUUUGUCAAACCUCAUCAGAAUUCUCCCGUCCAAGCUAUCAUAUCUCGAGGCAGAAUCCUCAUUCUGGGUUACCCCGCUUUCGCGGCUAUUUCGAGGGACAACGGUAACGCCUUGCGGGCAAUUUUGAAAGCCCAAGCAGAAGCACUACCCACCACAUCUCGGAUUCACCAGCUAUAUCAAAGUUUAUUGAGAGAAUGCUUGAUUUUCUGCUUGAAACAGGGAGAUGGCUUCCAGAUACCAGGGAUCAGGAUGGGCGGACACCGCUUUCAAAUGCUAGUUAUUGUUCAGUGGAUCGGAAAGUUAUCAAGCUGUUGCUUGCGAACCCUGAAGUUGAUCCUAACUCACGGGAUGGAUGAUGCUGGCCGAACACCUCUGUCAUAUGCUGCAGAAGAGGGAAACAUAUACUGCAUCAUUGACCUCAUUCAGGACGGCAGGAUCGACCUUGACUCAAGGGACAAUGAGGGCCGAAUGCCACUGUUAUAUGCUAUAAUGCGCUCGCAGAUAGGAGCAGUUUCACUCCUGCUUCGCACUGGUAAAGUUAGCAUUGCCUACAUCGAUCGCUGUGGUUUGUCACCAAUGGACUACGCUCGCCGAUAUAAGCAUCCAGGCAUACUUGUGUUUGCCUGUCUCGAUAUUCUUCUGAGCCCUACGAGUACGGAUGGUCCGAUAUUGAACCUCGCACAUCCAGAGCUGGAAGCAGCGAACUAG